This is a messenger RNA of Cyprinus carpio (common carp), 621 nucleotides long. RefSeq lists its product as uncharacterized. The record is from RefSeq and is a predicted model, not a curated record. The coding region runs from base 1 to 621 and encodes 206 amino acids. Lineage: Eukaryota; Metazoa; Chordata; Actinopteri; Cypriniformes; Cyprinidae. The transcript is spliced from 5 exons.
AUGGAAAGCUGCAAAAUUCUGAAAAAUGAAGUUCAAGUUAUUGAUGCUGUGCAGGAGCCUAAUGUGACCUGUAUACUGAACAAUAUUACAGAAUCAAAAACAUUGUUCUGCUCAGUUUCAUCUCAGUUCCAAACAACCUUUGAAUGGACUGGGUCUAAUUCAAUACAACACUCUGGGCAAGAACUUCAUAUCAACAAGAAGGAGAAGCCUGAUUCAGUCUUUACUUGCACUGUGAAAAAUGAAGUUAGCCAAAAAGAGCACCAGUUUUGCUUUAAAGACUGCCUCACAGAAACAGAUGGGAAUAUCAUUCUACCAGUUAUUUUAGCCAUCAUUGUUACUAUUGCCGUGGUGAUCAUAAUGGCUGUUGCCUUUUACUUCAUUUGCCAAAGACGAGAUGAAGAUCUUAACCAGGCUCUCAGAAACGAUCAUGUUUCAGAGUACAAUGCAAAACAGGAUACAAAUGAAGAUGCAGAUGAGUCUGAAAACAAUGAAGAAACAAUGGGUGAUUAUAAAUGUACUAAGUACAAAGUUAGGAAGAUGUUAACCAGCCCCUCAAAAACAAUCAUGUUGAAAGACAGCUAUAAAGAACGGGACAUAAAUAAAGAUGGAGCUGCGUCUUGA